AUUCGUGGGGUUCGGACGUGGGUGUUACUGUUUCAGAGUGCGUGUUUCGUGCCGGUUUGUUUGCGGAGUUUCCAUCAUAUCCAUCCAUCAGCUCCCUUUCGGUCCACACCAUCUCCGCCGGAGGAGGGAUGAUGCACUCGUGUUCGCGUUCGGGCAGAUGAAUUAAUUGUGGAAAAUUGUUAAAUUCCAGCUCGUUGAAGCGGCCACAAAUCCAAUUAAGCAUAUACACCAUUUGCGGAGAGUUUGUGCAUAAUAGAGUAAUUAAGUUUUCAUAGAAAAGGGUUUUUGACACCGCACACGCCGCAGUAACUUGGGUGAAAAGAGCAGCAGCAUCAAAAUUGAUUGCUUUCACAUGGACACGAACUCGGUGAGCCCCCUGCCGCCGAUGGAGGAGGCCAUGGACAGGGUCAGCGAGAAGUCGCCCCCGGGAACUCCCAAUGGCAUCGAGAUGCCCCCGCCGCCAGAUGAAAAACGCUAUGAGGAGGAUCCGGACAAUGCCUGGAACUGCUGCUCCUGGUGCGAGUACUUGCUGAUCGUCAUCCUGUCCACCAUCCUGCUGGUGGGCGUCCUCGUACUGACCCUCUUCUGGGUGAUGUUCUACCGGGAUGGCUUCGCCUGGUCGGAGAGUCCCAAGCAGCAGUUCAACCUGCAUCCCAUUCUGAUGAUAGCUGGCUUCGUAACGCUCUCCGGAUUUUCCAUCUUGAUCUACCGUUUGUGCCGGUGCGUGAAGCACAUCUAUGUGAAGCUGAUCCACAUGUUCUUCCACGCCGUCGCCAUUCCGUGCAUCGCCCUGGGUUUCCUAUCCGUCUUCGAUUCCCACGAGGCGUUGCAAAAGGUCAACUUCUACAGCCUCCACUCGUGGCUGGGCUUCGUGACAAUGGGCAUGUUCGUGCUCCAGUUUGUGAUCGGCUUCUUCAGUUUUCUGGUGAUGUUGUGCUGUGAGAACAAGACCUACAGCUGCCGAUCCGCCAUGGUGCCCAUCCACGCCAGUUUGGGACUGGCCAACUUCUGGCUCGCCAUUGCCACAUCCGUCACGGGAUUGAUCGAGAAAGAGCGCGAAACCGUCAAUGAGACGGGCGUGAGCCAGGAGAACAAGCUCAUCGAGCACUAUAUCACCAGUGCCAUCGGCGUCACCCUGAUCUUCAUUGGCAUUAUCGUGACUUUUGCGGUUCGGCGAUCCAAUGCUCCCGCCUCCGCGAAGGUUUACGUGACGGAGCGCAUUUAGACGGGCCGCCCGGCUCGUCGGAGUCUCCGUCGUCGGAUUUGGUCCACGGCCAGGACGGGAAGCGAGUCGCAACGGGUGUAUCCGAGCAUCCCGGAUCUCGGUGACAUGGACUGGACUUAGGGAAACGGGAACUGAAUCGCAUCCACGGUGUCCUUUCGCCAGGCUUAGCGCACAGAGACCACGCUUCUACAUCUCUAUCCGAAUCUAUCCGAACCCUUUGUAACCUUUUAUAUGCCAAAUUAAACCCUCUUCAUACACUUAGACUACGCUAAUCAAAAUCUUUGCCCACUUUCAACUUCUCAGUAGAUGUGUAGGAUUAGGAAUCUCAGAAGAAAAGAGCCGACCAAGCAAGCAAAUCUAAUCAAAAUUGACGUGUUCAGCCGAACUAACUGAUGCAUUGAGGCACCCACAAGCUGAUUAGCCAGUUUUUUGGUACUAUAGUAGAAUUUUGAUAUAAGCCCAUGUAACUAGUGUAUGUACCGUACCAUGUAACGCAUUCAAUGUACGCACUCGGACUCAAAACUGUCGCAUUUGAUGUUUUUUUGUAAUCGUGCAAGUAUUUGUAUUUCAUAAUGCGCUAAGCAACGUAAGCUGUAAACCAAUUUUACAAACAAAUAAUAAACGAUAAUUUUGCCCUGCCCGAGGGGUCUC
This is a messenger RNA of Drosophila takahashii, 1876 nucleotides long. RefSeq names its product no extended memory (gene nemy). NCBI's taxonomy places the organism in Eukaryota, Metazoa, Arthropoda, Insecta, Diptera, Drosophilidae. The record is from RefSeq and is a predicted model, not a curated record. Gene Ontology annotation, molecular function: oxidoreductase activity.